This is a messenger RNA of Fonsecaea multimorphosa CBS 102226, 582 nucleotides long. RefSeq lists its product as uncharacterized. The coding region runs from base 1 to 582 and encodes 193 amino acids. NCBI's taxonomy places the organism in Eukaryota, Fungi, Ascomycota, Eurotiomycetes, Chaetothyriales, Herpotrichiellaceae. The record is from RefSeq and is a predicted model, not a curated record. The transcript has a single exon.
AUGACUCUCACGACCGAAAGGCAGACCAUACAGGCGGAGCGCCUGGUCUAUCACUCAUCUAUCUCGUUCUCCUUAGCAGAGUCUCGGCUCCGCUCAUCGAUCCAGUCGUCCUCCCCGUCGAAGGGACAACAGGGGCAGGCCCAAAUACGACGACCGACGGACCGGGAGUCCCACGACGCCAGGAUCAAGUCGCUGGUCGGCCCGCAUGGCUUCAUGUACUUCCACGAAUUCAACCACGGAGCCUGGCUGCCCUUUUACGCGCCGCCGAGCUCGACCAUCACCACCGUCGACGGGGAAACGAAGAAUCUGAACUGCAAGAGGUUCAUUCUGGGAAACCCCUUGAUCGCCAUCACGAUGCUCGAGCAUGAUCUCAAUGCUGGGCUUUGCGUGCCGGUGGAGUUGGGUCUUGUUGAAGAGCCCCAGGGCGGCGUGAGGAUCGUGUGGUACAAGCCCACUUCUUUGAUCGCGGGUUAUGAAGGCGCGAAGCAGGAGUUGGUGGAUGCAGCCAACGUGUUGAGCACAAAGCUUGAGGCGCUUGUCAGGUGGGUAUUGAGGGAUGAGGAGGGCGAGGGAAAGUUGUGA